This is a messenger RNA of Tachysurus fulvidraco (yellow catfish), 4350 nucleotides long. RefSeq names its product free fatty acid receptor 2-like. Gene Ontology annotation, cellular component: plasma membrane. The transcript is spliced from 3 exons. NCBI's taxonomy places the organism in Eukaryota, Metazoa, Chordata, Actinopteri, Siluriformes, Bagridae. Gene Ontology annotation, molecular function: G protein-coupled receptor activity. The record is from RefSeq and is a predicted model, not a curated record. Bases 2104 to 3087 code for a protein of 327 amino acids. Gene Ontology annotation, biological process: cellular response to fatty acid; G protein-coupled receptor signaling pathway.
UGAAGACCAAAACAAAAGAGUGCAUAAAUUCCUCAGCAAGACAAGAGUUUGAUAAAUAUGAAGAAGUAGAGUUUUCAUUUUUCGCAUAUACAUUCCAACACAAUGAGAUUAUUUUUUACAUAAUCUAGGAGGUUAGGAAUCUUGGGUUAAAGCACAGGUUCAGCAGCAUCACUGGAUCAGAGAGGGUUAAGGACUUUGUUCAUGGACCCAACAAUGGCAGCUUGGAAGUGCUGGGGCUUGAACCUCCUGACCUUUAAGCAGUAUCCCUGAGGUUUAACCUCUGAGCCACUGCUCCUUCCAUAUCAGGUGCCAGAAUAUUGCAAGAGUGAGGGUUGGAAGCUUACAAUACAAAAACACCAGAUGGCAGAUAUGAAUAUGUUUGUUGUAUCCAAUUUGUUCAUUUUGCAAAGAAUACAAGAGGUAGAGAAGAGUCUUAUGCCACAUCCACUAGAGACAUUUCAUCUUUAUGUCUGCAGACGGCUUCCUCCCUUGAAUACUAAUAACGUUUCCUCUCCACCCCAUCACUUCCUGUUCUCAGACUGUAAAGCACAUGCAAACAUUGCAAAACCUUGCCUUGGUUUGUGGCAGCUCUUUGGAUUUGUCAUAUUGUCUUUACCUCCUGUACUUUUCUGAAACAUCUCCAGACUCCUGUUGACUAAUUUGUCUAUGGAUUUAGCAGUUUCAUGAAUGUGUAUCAGUGCACCUGUGCUCAUAAAUUUACAGUGUUGGGAAACUCGGAAGUUAACCAGAUGAACAUUAAGUCAUUGAAGAACUGAUGUCAACAUGCUGUAUGCCACCAUUCAAAAGUCUGAAAUGGAAAUUUCUCUAUCUUCCAGUUGUGCACUGAAGCCUCCCACUUCCACCACUGUUCUAUAAAGGGAUUAGUUAAAGCAUGGUAAGAUAAAUUCUUACCAUGAAAAAAAGAAGGAUGGUUCUUUCUUUCAGGCCAUUUUGAAUGUGUAAAUAAAAGUGGCCUAAGGAAGGCCACUUUUAUUGCUUCCUUAAUCAGUACAACAAUUUUCAGCUGUCAAGAACAAUUGCAAAAGGGUUUAUUAAACUGUGUGACAACAUCGGUCUUCAGGCUCAGCUACAGUUAAAACUAUUCAUCUGAUGACUUACAAAUCAUUUAUUUUAGAUAUUGUUGUCAUAGACAUAUAUUUUGUUCACCUUCUGUAUGGUGGGCAAGGCUGUGGGGCAGGAAAACACCUUGUAUGAAAUUCCGGCUCAUCUCAAAGCAACGUGCACUCACACCUAUGCAUUCCUACAUACACAUUCACCCUCAUGUUGUUUUCACACAGCAAGUGUUUAGUGAAUUAACCUUUGCAGACAUGAAAAGAACGCUCAGUCAUAACGUCGACAUUAAAAUGAUGACAAACCUCUAAAAAUAGGAUUUACUGGCACCUAGGUUUUAAUGCAUGCUCCCAAAUGCCACUGAACAGAUGUGAAAAGCAGAACCAAGCUUUGGUUUGCCACUUCUUCUUUUCCAAAAUGAUAUGAACAAAUAUCAAAUUACUAUUCUGAGAAUGUGUGAAAGAAAAAAGGACAUGCUGCAGGACAUAAGACUAUUACUGUAGUUGUCCUUAAAUAAACAUGUUUUAUUCACCAAUGUACUGACCUGGCAAAUGGCAAAUAUUAGUCUGAGGAUGUAGGCAUACUGAGCGGUUUAGGGUUAAGAGCUGCAAAGUAGUCGCUCUCUGGUAGUCUUGGGAAUAAAGUUCCCAAAUUUUCUCCCACAAGCACUAAACCACAACUCUCAUGCUACCUCUGCCCUACUAAUGAAUUCAUGCAAAACUCUUCAAGAUAAGACUGCACAAAAGUCAAAAGAGGAACUAAAGAACUUGUUAGUUCUCAAGGUUAUUAUAGAAGUUUGAAUAGUUUGUGUCCUUUUGUCUUUUAUGACUAUUUUGGCUGUUUUUUUUUUUUCCAUUUUAUUCAUAUAGUUAAUUUCUUAUUAUAACACUUUCAUUCUGAGAUAAAGACCACAUCAGAGUCAGGAGCAUCACAGCCCGGCUGACGAGUGUCACUAAAGAACAACUGAGUGCUGUGACCAGAACAGAAGAACCAAGAGUAACCCUGCUUAGUUGUAGAUCUAAAACUGCGACCAUGCUGUGGACAAAAGAGCGUAGUUAUUCUGUCCUGGUUGUUGAUAGCAUCACUCUGAUCACCGGUCUUCCUGCCAACCUGCUGGCUCUCUACACCUUUAUCCGAAAGGUGAAACAGCGUGCUACACCUCUAGAUGUGCUCUUGCUCAGCCUUAAUAUUUCUGACCUUCUCUUCCUCUUGUUCCUUCCAUUGCGCAUUAAAGAGGCAGCUGACAUGAAAUGGACCGUGAGCUUUUUCCUUUGUCCGCUUUCAGGAUUCAUCUACUUCAGCACAAUCUAUAACAGCACCUUGCUCUUAACAGCUAUCAGUGUGGAGCGCUAUCUGGGAGUGGCCUUCCCCGUCAAAUACAAACUCAAGAGAAAUCCUCGGUAUGCUGUGAUUGCCAGCAUCAUGUUCUGGGUGGUUUCAAUGAGCAAUUGCACUAUUGUGUACAUUGUGGAGUACCAUAAACACAGCAAUGACACUGCCAUGGAGCUGUCCAACAGGACUUCCUGUUACAAAGAGUUUAGCAGUGAGCAGCUGGAGAUCCUUUUACCCGUCCGUCUUGAGUUGUUUAUCGUCCUGUGCUGCAUUCCUUUCUUCAUCUGUUGCUUCUGCUACAUCAGAUUCAUCAUUAUUCUUUCUCGCUUACCUAGCAUCAAUCCACAGAAGCGCUCCAGGGCAAUUAGCCUUGCUGUAGUCACUCUUCUGGUUUUCAUCAUCUGCUUUGUACCAUUCAGUGUGUCUCAUUUGGUGGGGUUUAUUGGAUGGUACAGUCCUCCUUGGAGAGUCUACACAGUACUACCCAGCACCUUCAAUGCCUGCUUGGACCCCUUUGUCUUUUAUUUUUCUUCUGCAGCAAUACGAGGAACAUUCACCAACAUAAUACAAAAAUUCCACAACUGGCUACAGCAUUCCCUGUGUCAGAAAUUCAACUGUCUGAAGACAGGCCGCACUUCUGCGUAUGUGGAGAGAACACAGAGUUCCAAUGAUAGUUCUCCCUAGUAUUUGUUGAGUAUUAUUAAUAUGUUAGAUAGUAGCAUUUAUAUUUGAGCAUGCAGAUAGGCAAAUGUUUUAAUAAGUGCUUAUAUUGUGAAUGUCUUUACAGCUUCGUUCAUGAGAAACCCUGUGCUUGCUGGUGGAUCGAUUGUUGAUGGCCAGUAUAAUUAGAGCCUGGUUACACAGCACAGAGGGGUAUCUAAUUUUAAUCCUCUUGGAAAAGAUUAUGGUAUCUUCCAAUACUAUUUAUGCAUGGUUAAUACAACACGUGUAAUUUAUAAACCAUUGUUUUUUACAGUAAUUGCAUGAAAACUAUGUUCAUAAAAGGUAACCAUUAUGAUUCCUACAUAUAUAAUUACACAAAAUGUCAAAAGAAUGACCAAAAUUGACUACCAGUUGAAAAACAUGAAUAACCAAUGAGAAUCGUGCAUUUUUUAAAACAAAUUUACAUUUAUUACUAGCAUAACUAGCUCUGUGAUAAUACACUUAGCCAGCCAGCCAGGAGUGGAAACUAAACUGAAACGUGUUUUAAGAGGUACCAGCAACCACCAAUGAAGAAAAUCCCCAGAGAAACAGGUACUAUAUUACAGUAUAUGGGUUACUGCUAUAGGAUCAUAAUAUUUGUGGUGACACAAUCAAGAGUGAACAUCAAAAUAAAACUGAAGCUCUGUUUUUUCCCUGUCUUUUCUAAACCAAUCUUCUAUCAUGUUAUUUUGAUCAUUUCUAGUGGACCUGUCAUAAAGGUAUUUUUAUUUCCUUUGCCUAUUAAUAUUAUUAUAUUAAUUAGAAGUACAAUUGUGGUUAGAUAAUUAAAUUGCAAAUUUUUAAUACAACCCCUGUUUCUACUAACAUCUAGCAUCCACCUAAAAACAUAGCAUAUUUCCUUAUACCAGCCCCAGAGACAGUGUACACUAAAAAGUACCUCCUACUUACCUGUUGCUUCUGCUACGUCAAAUUCAUAAUUUCUUGCUUAACCAACCUCGACCCUCAAUUCAUGUUAAGUAAGUGAAAAUGAGUGGUUCAAUAUUCUUGCAAUUCUAAUGACAUGAGUUUUAAGAUUGCUGCAACAUCCAUAAAAAUUUGUGAGAUUAGAGACACGCUGAAGGAGAGUGUGAAAAAUAUGGUGGAAAGCUCUAACACUUCGGAACCACAGAAAGAAUGAUGCAAAAUUAAAAACAGCUUGCCACUUCAAAGAAUGAUGUAACGCAGCAUGGAAUUGUUUGUGGUUUUUCACACACUUUCAUUUUUUUUAUCCAAUUUCAUUAAGCA